Molecule: messenger RNA, 1930 nt
Organism: Triplophysa dalaica
Lineage: Eukaryota; Metazoa; Chordata; Actinopteri; Cypriniformes; Nemacheilidae
Exons: 7
Coding region: 46-1293 (415 amino acids)
Source: RefSeq, a predicted model, not a curated record
AGAAAUGCCACCGAGGCAGACCAGGUCACACAUGCAGAGGUAAAAAUGGCAAUGCUGUGUGCCAAAAACAACAUUCCUUUCUCCUUCCACGACGACUUCAACAAGUGUGUAGCUGACAUGUUCCCGGACUCUGCUAUUGCACGAAAAUACUCAACGGGAAAAACUAAGGCUACUCAAAUCAUCAAAGGUGCCAUAGCAGCAGAACUAGAGGACGAGUUGGCCAAAACAUGCCGAUCUCAGCCCUUUUCACUGAUGUGCGACGAAUCGAACAACCGAAAAAAAGACAAAGAAUUUGUCAUCCUGACUAGACUCUACGAUGAGGCCACUCUGCAGGACGCUACAAGAUUCCUGGAGAUGCCUAUAUGCAAUAUAGGAAAUGCAGAAAAUCUGUAUGAAAAGCUUAGUGAAGCAUUAAGAAAAAGAGGCAUCCCAUGGGAUAACCUGAUUGCCAUUAACUGUGAUAAUGCGAGUGUUAUGAAAGGCCGCCAUAACUCGGUCAUCAGUAGACUGAAGACCAGCCAGCCUCACGUCCAGGACCUUGGCUGCAUCUGCCGCCUGGUACAGCUGGCCACUGGCUGUGGCAUCAGAGCAGCCCAGGUACCAGACAUCCUGGUGGGGAUAUACACUCACUUUGAUAAAAGUGCAAAAAGAUGUGAAGUCUACAAAGAGUUUGUAGACUUCACUGAUUCAGACCACCUGAAGCUCCUCAGGUACUGCAGCACCAGAUGGCUGAGACUGUUAACCUGCAUCCAGAGGGUGCUGAACCAGUGGGAUGCACUACAGGCCUACUUUAACAGUCAUGAAGAGGUGGAGAGUAGUGUUAAAGUGCGUGAUCUGGCAAGCCAUCUGCGUGAUCCAAUCGUGAAGACCUACUUCCUGUUCCUGAGUGCUGCCCUUAAGCCUUUGUCUGAAUUUAACAUUGCCUUCCAGUCAGAGGGAGUACAAAUUCACAAACUUGAAGAGGAGAUGAGCAGGCUGAUGAAGAGGAUCCUGGGCUACAUCAUACCAGCGAGGGCAAUCGUGGGUGUACCUCUCAGGGAGGUGGAGUAUGGAGAUGGACAUCAGUUGGCUGAUGAAGAUCUCUUUAUCGGAGCAGACACAAAGACAUUCAUGAGAAGCGCUGAGCUCCCUGUGUCAGCCGAGAAGAAAAUCUUCCAAACUGUGGGAAACUUCUAUGAGGCAGUUAUUAAGAAGAUGUUCUCCUCCUUUCCCCUUGACCAUCCACUCCUGAGGGACCUGAAAGUGCUGGACCCUGCAGCUCGUCUUAACAUAACUCCAGGGACAGGUAGAUAAUAGAAACAGUUUCCAAUAGGCUUUAUGCCCAGCUCCACUACUUACCCUAGCAACCAACCUAGCGAUGGUCAGACACACCUGGAUUAAUCAGUUUGUCCAAUAAUGUCAGACAAGAAAUAAAGGAGCUGGCUUAAGUUCAGGAAGUAGUGCAGCUGUGCAUAAAGCCUAUUGAUGAUAGGCAAGGCAAAGCAAUUUUAUAAAGGGCUUUACAUUGCAUCUUAACAACAUCCUCUGGGGACAGUUCCCCAUUGAUAACCAAACAAAUAAUUGGCUCAGUAUACUUGAUACUUGUUUAAAUCUGCAAUGUUUAGUCAAACACUUGUUUUACUUUACAGUGGAAAGGCUAAGGGCCCUGUUCCCUCAGUUGAGGCUGAAAGAGGAUAAUAUGAGAGAGGAAUUCACAGACUAUCAGGUGACAGAUAGUAAGGAACUCCCCCAAGAAGACAGAAUCGACAGAUUCUGGGGCAUGAUAGGAAGGGACAUGCGGUUCAGUGAGCUGCCGAAACUUAUGAAGGCUUUACUGUGCAUUCCCCAUAGCAAUGCAAGUUCAGAAAGGGUAUUUAGCAUGGUACGAAAGAUUGCUACAGAGAAUAGGAUGACAUUAGACAACAGAACUGUUUGCGCUCUACUCUCAUGU